Mesocestoides corti is the source of this 2697-nucleotide messenger RNA. The record is from the annotation of a GenBank genome assembly. Lineage: Eukaryota; Metazoa; Platyhelminthes; Cestoda; Cyclophyllidea; Mesocestoididae.
AUGCCGGUGAGUGAAUUUGCCAGCCGAGUUCUUAAGGGAGUUGCGGGGUCAAUGCGACUGACUGACUGUUCUACUGAGCUCCCCACAGCACUUCAUCUCAGGCCUGUUGCUCGCAUUAACUCCGAUCAAGUAGAAACCCAAACAGAAAGUUCGUCAGAUCCCCCUACUAGACACCCCACCCCCUGCCCGAAGUUCUUGAUUUUGCCUGUCAGCGUUUAUAACCGAAUCACUUCCAUGAAACGGAUGCUUUUGGAUGGUUUCAAGUCUCCAGUCUGUCCCAAUAUUGGGUGGUGCGUAGCUGUUUCUGAUGAAGGCACGGAGACGAUUGGGGAUGAGAGAACUCCAAAGCUUCCGAAAACACCCAGUUGGGCUCGAUGGACCGGUCUGGAAGAAGCCCUCACCUCUCCCUCGUGGCUUUUAUCAAAACGCGACAAAGAGGAGGAACCUGAAGUUAGGCUGGUUUUUGUUCGACGCCAAUCCGACGACUGUGGGGAGGCUAUCAGCCCUGCCUUGAGAAAAUCAAUAUUUGGUCCUGCACGUAUUCGUCGAACUCGUCUGAAGGGCACAGAUCAAUUGGUCAUGAAGGUUAAACAACUGAUAGCUCCUCCAAACUCUACGCCUGCCCAAUCAGAUGAGAAACGGCAGGCCACCACAUCCCCAGGCGCUAUGGAGGGUCUCUCAUUCCGAUACAUUUGGUCUCUUGACUACCGCUCCUGUCCCGUCGGCAUUGGCAUUCGUGACUGCAUCAACAUGUCAGUCAGCACCUGCCGUAGUCGCCGCCCCCUUCCUCCCCUCCUUGAUUCUGGCGUGGGAGUGAUGCUUGUUGUGGGUGCCCAUUCGUCCAGUGUGACAAACGGGAGCACUGACGAAGAAGAGACAGGGAGCUGCGGUGAGCGGUGCCAUCAACAACAACACCAGCGCCCCACACGGUCGUGCCUCCCACCACAGCGCCUUGAGGUUGUGGACAGGGACCUCGAGAGGGCUCUUCAACGAAGUUUGGCUGAUGGUCGUCACAAGCAUACGUCAAGCGUGAAACAGGAGCCAUCGGUACCACUGUCUUCGGAGACUGUACAGAGGCGACCAAGGCAAAAAAGAGCUGCUUAUUCGUCCAAUUCCGCCCUCGAGGGGCAGAAUAAUCGAAAGACCACAACGGAAAAAGCGCCUCAGCGGCUGCCAUCAGGGGUUAAGAGGGUCAGGUCGGAAGUAGUACUGUCUGCGUGUACUGAUCUAUCAUCAUCUGUAAGAAACAUCGGCAAUACUUGGACACAUCGCUUGCGUUCAAACUCACCUUCAGCAACAUCUGAUUCAGGGAUUUCCGGUAGUCGACGGAAACAGUCAAAAAACUCCCAGGUGGUGAAUAACUUCCGAACUGAUGGUGCCGCUCCAGCUAUUGAAAAAUCGUCCAUUUCGCUUGGUGGUGAUGGAGAACACCAUGUGGUCGUCGCUUCAGUGGAUUUGGAGAGGGCGAAUAAGGGGCUGGAUGUUGCCGGUUCUGUCAUACCGAAGUUGACUCUGGCAAUUGGGGAAAACGGCUGUGUGCGGUUGAAGACCAAACAUCGCCUUCCUUGCCAAAAACUCCUGCCCAUGACGCCAGAAAAUGGUGAUCCCUAUGCUCUUCCCUCGUCACCUCCCACCACACAUGAGACGACUAGCACUUGUGGUAUCGCGGCAACGGAGAACCGCUCUUCGCCAGACUCCCCGGUUCUUGUGCCUGAGGAGGAAAUUUGGCCGGUGAAAAACAAUAAAAGCAGAACUCUUGUGGUACCAGGUGGUAGUUUGUGGACCCGAGGCAAGAAGACAGCAGCAGCAGCAGCAUUCAGUCAAUUGGUUCCCGAACACGCAACAACCACUUCUCCCUCAUCGUCCUCCCCUGCUACUUCAAACUGUCUAAAUUCCUUGCACAUUGGUUCGAGUUUGCCUCAGUCGCAACAGGCACCGCCACCACUACCAUUGUUAGGCAUGCACCAUCAGCAUUCCGUCCCUCAUAUUUUCCCCACGGCCGCAAAUCCAAGUUCAACUGGGGUCCCCUCUUCGGUAGUGUCGCUGGCACUGGCCGCAAGCCUCCCUUCAUCCCAGCAACUCGCUUCCACCCAACCCCUCCCAUAUUCGCCCAGUGCUGUGAUCCCUACUCCACUUCAAACGACUGACGCUGCUCUUAAAAGUACUCAAGAACUGGGCAUCGCGGGUGGUUUCGAUGCUGGUCCCCUUGACAGACUAAGUGCCGCGGCCCAAUCCCUUCCUCUUCAUCUCAGCGGGUCGUUUUGGAACGCUGAUUGCGACCCUGGCCGCAGGCCGGCGACAAUGUGGACUCCCCGAAACGAACCGCUUCCCCCACCAGACCCUCCCCUGUUCACUCGGGUCCAUGCGAUGGCAUCGAGUAGCACUAACGGUGUCUUCUGUUUCCUACACCCCUCUUCAUCGGCUGCGCCAACCCAACCAACUCUUUUGCCGGCAGUCAUGUCAAAUCAACACCAACCGACGUUUUUUAAUGCUGUAACCACUGGCUGCCCCGCACUCGCCCAGGAGACGGCUGCCGCACUCGCCCUCGCUGCUGCCGCGGCCGCCUGCUUCCCCCCGGUUGCCGCUCCACUAACCCAACCACUAACUCCUGUGGCCUCCACUACGACUUCCUUUGCAAAACAACCCCCGGUGACUGCUACCUUGUGGAACAGCCACCACGGGAACGGUAUUCACUGA